GGGGCCGGGGCCGGGGCCGGGGCCGGGGCCGGGGCGCGCCGACAGCGGCCCGCUAUGAGAGACGCGCCGCGAGCCGGAGGCAAAUAUUGAAAAAUAGAAUCUUAAAUCUGAGACUAUUCUGAAGGGAGGUAAGGAACUGCAUCUGUAUAAAAACAUCUGAUUGUUUCAAAGAAUGGAUGUAAUAUACACAAGGUAUAAGGUAACUUGAAAUACUUAAAUAAUUAUGUCAAAUUGUUCUAAGCAAAGUGGCAAGAAAAAAUAACAAUUGAACUGGCAGGCGCAGUAUUCCGUUGCUCACUGGAAAAGUAUUGGUAGCUGAUUCAGUUCUGAAGAGGGUUGGUGCUUUGAGGAAAAGAACCUGAGGAGUGCUGAAGACAGUAAAUUUAAAGGUGGUCUUCUGGAAUUAUGUGGGCAGCAACUUCAUGGAACUUGACCACCGAAUCCACUUGCUGCUCCAUGGCUCUUCAGAAAUCCCAUAGCGUUAAAUUUACACAUUGUUGAAUAGAAAAAUUGCACAAGUUUAACUUACUCAAGCAGUUAAUGUUGGUUUUUCAUAGUGACAUUUAAAUUUCUGCCAUUUCUAAUUACAAUAAUGUGCAAAUUUCAGGUGUGCAUUUGAAAAAGUUGUAUUACUGCUAAAAGGGCUGUUAAUCUGUUGGUAAGACGUCUGGAUUAUGUGAGAAUACAGAUGUGAAAAUCUGGGAGCUCUUAGCUGAGAUUCUGUCAUGUACUUAUUAUGUUGUUACAAAUACACGAGGAACAAGCAGGAAAAGUUCUGUGCGGCACAGCACAACACUAAAUUUGUAAUGAAAUGGAGUCUGGGUCAAGCUCCUUUCGAGUGGAAUUUCCAGAUUUUUCUAGCACCAUUUUGCAGAAGUUAAACCAACAGCGCCAGCAAGGACAAUUAUGUGAUGUGUCCAUUGUGGUUCAGGGCCAUCUCUUCAGAGCCCAUAAAGCUGUUCUUGCAGCUAGUUCACCUUAUUUCUGUGAUCAGGUUCUCCUGAAAAACAGCAGGCGAAUAGUCCUGCCUGAUGUGAUGAAUCCAAGAGUAUUUGAAAACAUUCUUCUGUCUACGUAUACAGGCCGGCUGGUAAUGCCCGCGCCAGAAAUUGUUAGUUAUCUGACAGCAGCAAGUUUCCUCCAGAUGUGGCACGUAGUGGAUAAGUGCACGGAAGUGCUUGAGGGAAACCCAACAGUUCUGUGUCAGAAGAUGAAUCAUGGCAGUGACCAUCAGUCCCCAAGCAGUAGUAGCUACAAUGGCCUUGUUGAAACCUUUGAGAUUGGCUCUGGAGGACAGACAGAAUUCCACAAAGUGCAGGAACUAAGGGAUGGCGAAAAUGAAGAAGAGAGCUCUAAAGAUGAGCUGUCAUGUCAGCUGACAGAACACGAGUACCUUCCCAGUAAUUCUUCAACAGAGCACGAUAGACUUAGCACUGGAAUGACCAGUCAGGACGGGGAAGAGGGAACUAGUGAUAGCGCAGAGUACCAGUACAGCAGACCGAUGUAUAGCAAACCCAGUAUCAUGUCUCACAAGCGGUGGAUCCAUGUGAAACCAGAAAGGUUUGAACAAGACUGUGAAGGCGUUGAUAAUCCUUAUGAUGAACACCAAGUUUCUGAAUCCGUGAAUACCAUCCAGGCAGAUCACUCAAUCCAGUCUUCAGGUGUUGAAGAUUUUCACAUAGGUGACAAAAAGAUGGAAGCAGAAUUUGAUGAACAGGCAGAUGAAAGUAAUUAUGAUGAACAAGUUGACUUCUAUGGCUCGUCUAUGGAAGAAUUUUCCGGUGAAAGGGCAGAUGGCAAUUUAAAUGCUCACAGACAGGAUCUCAUGAUGGCAGCAGGCUAUGGUGAAAGCAUUGACAUGGCUGCCGGGAUUAAAGAAGAAACGUCUCUCACUGGAUUCUCCCAUGCCGAUAAGCUCUAUCCUUGUCAGUGUGGAAAAAGCUUUACACACAAAAGUCAGAGAGAUCGGCAUAUGAGUAUGCACCUUGGUCUUCGACCUUAUGGCUGUGGUGUCUGUGGUAAGAAAUUCAAAAUGAAACACCAUCUUGUAGGCCAUAUGAAAAUUCAUACAGGCAUAAAACCAUACGAGUGUAACAUCUGUGGGAAAAGGUUUAUGUGGCGGGACAGUUUUCAUCGGCAUGUGACCUCUUGUACCAAGUCCUAUCAGGCUUCUAAAGCUGAGCAGAGUACUACUGAGAUGAACUAAGAUAUUAGUGCUUACAUUUGUUUAGUAGAGUAAGAAAAAUAAACAAAUUAUGCAAAUAAUGUCUGGUACUUGCUAUUGUAUGUUCUCAAAACAAAAGUUUUAAUAAGUAUGCCGGUAUAAACAGAUCAAAUGUAUUUUGCUUCUUGCAAUAUUACUUCAGGUGUUUAUUGUGGGAAGUGCAUGUGGUUAAUCCGAAAGGUGCCUGCAAAAUGAGGUCUGAGAUUGAUUGUAAUCACAGCAGUAUUUGGAAGUUGUCUUGUAUUUCCAAGUCAUCUAAAUUCACAGUAAAACUCAGCUCUAAGUUGACAAAAAUCUUGAAAAUACUUAGAUGAACAAGAAAUUCAGGUAGUACUCCUUAAUGGAAAAGAAAUCUGAGAUGACCAAACUGGCUUAUACGAUUUACAUUUAAAUGAAGAAAAAAAAAAAGAGAAUUCCACCUCAAGGUGAAGCAUCAUUAGGUAAUGUGCAUCAUUUAGUAGCCUUUGUUGUAUUGCUUAAUGAAAGGCAGUGGUAAAGGUGGUUUACAUUUCCGUUAUCCAUCUUCUUUUUUUUAAAUUAAUCUUCAGUAAAACAAAUAUCUAAUUUUGUGCUGAUUUCUGUUUAGAGUCUGUAAUGCACUUACAGUUUUCACUAUAUAAACUUCAGUAUAUAUUAAGUACACUUUAUACUUGCUCUUCUAGGGUCUAAUGCUGUACGACUCUUGACUUGAUUAGAUUUUAAUUACUAUGUUGUGAGAGCUUCUAGAAGUGUGUGUAAUAACUAUGUCUUAUUAAAAAAUAAGACACCAACUAAAGUAAAAUGUAACAUUUGGAACUUAGUCAAAAUAAUCAAAUAUUUAAAGUGUAAAUUUCUGUUCAAAUUUUUGUGGCUUACUACAGUAGCAAGUACCAAACUCUGGAUUCAUGAACUGACUCGUUAUUGGUACAAAAACUUCUGUGAGAACUUUUAUCUUGUUUUAGAAACCUGCUUUAGGAAAAUUGCGUAGUCAUUGAUAGGUAUUUAUACUUUUAAUUCUUUACUCUUUGAAUAGUAUAUAAUACUGAUUCUUGGUACUGAACUACUGUGACUGGUGAUCACAAGCAGAGUUGCUUGCUUCCUCAAAGUUGCUUGUGGAAAAAAGUAGGAAGUAUGUGAUUUGGAUCUUCUGAUGGUACUGCAGAACAUGGUACCAUGCUUAUGUCUGAAGCUGGUAUUUUUGCUGGGAAAGUGACACUUGUUCUGUGUUAAGAUGAGGAUCUGUGUGGGGGCUCUCAUUCAUGGAGAUAGAUGGAGGGGUGUGUAUGGUUCUAAGGGAUGCUGCCAGCUCUGCAGAUUGAGUAAAGGCAUCAGUUGUAAAGGUGACAACAGGAUUUUGGGGUUGAAAGCUUAAUGCAGUCCAAUGCAAAAGCAAUUGCUUCUUAGUAAGCAAAAAGCCUCUUUGUAGCUUACUGAAAUAAGACAGGGAAAGAACAUACAUAGAAUAUAAUAGAAAGAGCUGAUAACCAAGUACAGUGCUGUCCACAUGGGGAAAAAGUUAACCAGCAUUAAAGACAAGCCUGUCUGACCCCAGUUUCUGUAUUAGGCACUGCUGUGUGCAGGAUAAUGUACUGAACAGAUGACCCUGCAUGGUGAAGCAAAACCACACAAAGAUUAUUACACUUCAGAUUCUUUUUUGAACUCCCAGUAACAAAUUGUCUUAAGAUACAACUGAACUGUAUCCUGAAAGUGAAUGUCUGCUGCAAGCUGAGGGUUUUCUACUCAGUGAGCUGUAAUUACUGUAAUUUCUUUACUGGCAUUCUACUUAAAAACUUUUUUUUUUUUUAAGAGGCUCUUAAUUAUUAAUCUUCUAAUGCUUCAAAUAUUUUUUCAUAUGGAAUUUUGUUAAAACAGAUGUUCCCACGUACAAUGAACCCAUUGCUGGCAAUGGGCAUGAAUGAUCAGCACCACAGAGUUCCUGUUCUUAGCACUUAAUUGAACUCCACAAAUACCAUGGUGGCCAUGUUUAACCUUUGUGACCAAGGUACUGAAACAGGGAUUUUGCUCACUAACACUGUAACCUGCUUAAUGUAUAGCACUUUGUAUUUAAACAAAACAAAACCAAAAAAAAAAAAAACAAAAAACCUACAAAAAAACCACAAAAACAAAAAAAACCCCAAAAAACAAAAACAACAAACCAAACCAUAAUACUUUAUAAGUAUGUUUUUUAAACUUAGAAAUUAUAUUCCCUCUAUGGUUUGUUUACACACUGCUAACACUGUCCUUUUUAAUACUAAAAAA
Motacilla alba alba is the source of this 4462-nucleotide messenger RNA. It is a transcript of the gene ZBTB43, whose product is annotated as zinc finger and BTB domain containing 43. Gene Ontology annotation, biological process: regulation of transcription by RNA polymerase II. The transcript has 3 exons. Lineage: Eukaryota; Metazoa; Chordata; Aves; Passeriformes; Motacillidae. Gene Ontology annotation, molecular function: protein binding; DNA-binding transcription factor activity, RNA polymerase II-specific; RNA polymerase II cis-regulatory region sequence-specific DNA binding. The coding region runs from base 812 to 2206 and encodes 464 amino acids. The record is from RefSeq and is a predicted model, not a curated record.